GGCAACGAAAAUCAUUAGGGGGCUGGAACACCUGACGUACAAGGAGAGGUGGAGGGAUUUGAUCUUAUUUAGUCUACAGAAGAGAAGAAUGUGGGAGAGAUAUGAUAGCAACCUUGAAUGGGGGUUCCAAUGGGGAUGGAAAGAGGCUGUUCUCAGUGGUGACAGAUGGCAGAACAAGGAGCAAUGGUCUCAAGUUUCAGUGGGGGAGGUAUAGGUUGCUUAUUUGGAAAAACUGUUUUACAAGGAAAGUGGUGAAGCACUGGAAUGGGUUACCUAGGGAGGUGGUAGAACUUCCAUCCAUAGAGGUUUUUAAGUCGCAGCUCGACAAAUCCCUGGCCAGGAUUAUUUAGUUGGGGUUGGUCCUGCUUUGGGCAGGGGGUUGGACUUGAUGACCUCCUGCGGUGUCUUCCAACCCUAUAAUUCGUUAAUUCUUGGCAAAUGUUUUAAUUUUUAAGCUUCUCAUCUCUCACUUUAUAAUAUUUAAGACUUCUUGAAUCUGAGCAAAAAUAACCUUGCAGUUUGAGAGUUGUUUUUAGCAGUUGCUUUUGCAGAAAACGUUAAGUCUCAAAUUGCAUGGUUCAGUUCCUUUUUUGGUAUUCUCUCUGUUGGAAUUAAAGGCAUGCUAUGUUCCCCAAUGCUGCUAUUCUGUGACCUUGUGGUGGUUGCAUGACUACUUAACCUCCCAAGCCAUUAACUGCAUGAUAGUGAUUGGCUCUAGGAUAGAGAACAAUUUGCUGGAGUACAUCUGUGUAAAGCCUAGUGUUCUAAAUCAGUCAUGUACACAGACUCUCUGAUAGCUCAAGAGACUCAUUACAUUACUGUGUCUUGUACAAGGACAUUGAGUGCUUCUGAACAUCAAUAUGGAAAGAGCUCGCCCAGAGAAGAAGCUACUACAUGGUCAUGAUGAAGAAGCUGUUGUGGAUAUGGGCAAAACUAGCUCUACUAUCAACACAAACUUUGAGAGAGAAGAACUAGAGAGCCACAGAGCUGUGUACAUUGGUGUACAUGUCCCAUUUGGAAAGGAGGGACGUCGACGUCAUAGGCAUCGUGGGCAUAGGCAUCACAGAAGAAGAAAAGAGAGAGAAACUGAUAGAGAAGAUGGUCGAGAAUCUCCAUCGUAUGAUACCCCAUCCCAACGAGUGCAGUUUAUUUUGGGUACUGAAGAUGAUGAUGAAGAACAUAUUCCCCAUGAUCUCUUCACUGAAAUGGAUGAACUGUACUUCAGGGAUGGGGAAGAAUAUGAAUGGAAAGAAACUGCCAGGUGGCUAAAAUUUGAAGAGGAUGUAGAAGAUGGUGGUGAUCGAUGGAGCAAACCUUAUGUGGCAACUCUGUCUCUACACAGUCUCUUUGAACUGAGAAGCUGUAUUCUAAAUGGGACGGUCAUGUUAGACAUGAGAGCAAACACAUUAGAUGAGAUAGCAGAUAUGGUAUUGGACAACAUGAUUGCUUCUGGUCAGCUGGAUGAGUCCAUUAGAGAGCAUGUCAGAGAAGCUCUCCUCAAGAGACACCAUCACCAGAACGAGAAGAAAUUCAGCAGUCGGAUCCCUCUGGUUCGGUCCUUUGCAGAUAUAGGCAAGAAAUAUUCUGACCCUCACUUGCUUGAGCGAAAUGGGGAAGGCCUUUCAGCCUCCCACCACUCUUUGCGAACAGGUCUCUCUGCCUCAAAUAUGUCCCUGAAAGGAGAAAAACGUUUGUCCCUUCUUCUCCAUUACCUUCUUCCUUCUUCAAGAGCUGGAACCCCGGCUGACUCAAGGUGUACAACCCCACUGCCUACCCCUCAAAACACUCCACCCUCCAGUCCUAGCAGCGGCCGCCUGGCAACCACAAGUUCCCAGCCGAGUCAGCUUCAGGGCAAGGAACUGCUAGUGUCUCCUGCCAGUGAUGAUAUUCCCACAGUAAUAAUCCAUCCACCUGAGGAGGACUUAGAAGUUCAGGAAAAGGAAACAGAGGAUAAUAUUGACAUACCAGGUCUUCUAGCAUCUCCACAAUCAGCACCUGGAAAUUUGGAAGUUGCAAAAAGUGGAGAUGUUAAAGGUAAUGGAACAGGAGGAAGCAGAGAAAACAGUACUGUUGAUUUCAGUAAGGUUGAUAUGAACUUCAUGAGGAAAAUUCCCACAGGAGCAGAAGCAUCAAAUGUGUUGAUUGGAGAAGUAGAUUUUUUGGAAAGGCCAAUCAUUGCUUUUGUGAGACUGGCCCCUGCAGUGCUUCUUUCAGGUCUCACAGAGGUUCCUGUUCCUACACGGUUCCUCUUUUUGUUACUGGGUCCAGCUGGCAAGGCACCACAGUAUCACGAAAUUGGAAGAUCAAUAGCAACACUUAUGACUGAUGAUGUUUUCCAUGAUGUUGCUUAUAAAGCUAAAGAUCGUAAUGAUCUGUUAUCAGGAAUUGAUGAAUUUUUAGACCAAGUGACUGUCCUGCCUCCAGGAGAGUGGGAUCCAUCUAUACGCAUUGAGCCACCAAAAAGUGUUCCUUCUCAGGAGAAAAGAAAGAUACCUAAAUUUCCAAAUGGAUCUACUUCUACUGGAGAGACUCUCGAACAGGAGAGCCAUCAUGCUGGACCUGAGCUAAAAAGGACUGGAAGGCUUUUUGGUGGUUUGAUACUUGACAUCAAAAGGAAAGCACCUUUUUUCUUGAGUGACUUCAAGGAUGCAUUAAGCCUGCAGUGCCUGGCCUCGAUUCUUUUCCUAUACUGUGCCUGUAUGUCUCCUGUAAUCACUUUUGGAGGGCUCCUGGGAGAAGCUACACAAGGCAGAAUAAGUGCAAUAGAGUCUCUCUUUGGAGCCUCAUUAACUGGGAUUGCCUAUUCCCUGUUUGCUGGGCAACCUCUUACAAUACUGGGAAGCACCGGACCAGUUCUAGUAUUUGAAAAAAUAUUAUUUAAAUUCUGCAAGGAUUAUGGGCUUUCCUAUCUCUCCUUGCGAACCAGCAUUGGUCUAUGGACUGCAUUUUUAUGCAUAGUAUUAGUAGCAACUGAUGCAAGCAGCCUUGUUUGUUACAUCACUCGAUUUACUGAGGAGGCUUUUGCAGCACUCAUUUGCAUCAUAUUUAUCUAUGAAGCAUUGGAAAAGCUUUUUCAUUUGGGAGAAGUAUAUGCUUUCAAUAUGCAUAGCGACCUGGAUAAAUUGACUUUAUAUUCAUGUGUGUGUUCUGAACCUCAGAACCCUAGCAAUGAAACUUUACAGAUGUGGCGGAAGACCAAUACAUCAGUGGAUACUAUAACAUGGUCUAACCUCACAGUUUCUGACUGCAAAAAGUUUCAUGGUGUAUUUCUUGGAUCAGCUUGUGGCCAUCAUGGGCCAUAUAUUCCAGAUGUUCUAUUUUGGUCUGUGAUACUAUUCUUUACAACCUUUUUCCUGUCCUCUUUUCUCAAACAGUUUAAGACCAAACGUUAUUUUCCUACUAAGGUACGCUCUACAAUCAGUGACUUUGCUGUAUUUCUGACCAUAGUGAUCAUGGUUCUGAUUGAUUGGCUUGUUGGAGUUCCUUCUCCUAAACUACAUGUUCCUGAGAAGUUUGAACCCACUCGAAAAGACAGGGGAUGGCUCAUAGAUCCUCUUGGAGGUAAUCCUUGGUGGACACUACUAGUAGCUGCUAUUCCUGCAUUACUUUGUACAAUUCUCAUUUUCAUGGACCAGCAAAUCACAGCCGUAAUCAUAAACAGAAAGGAGCAUAAGUUGAAGAAAGGCUGUGGCUAUCAUCUUGAUCUGCUCAUGGUUGGUGUUAUGCUGGGGAUAUGUUCCAUAAUGGGCUUACCUUGGUUUGUGGCUGCAACUGUACUGUCUAUAAGUCACGUCAAUAGCCUAAAAGUAGAAUCUGAAUGCUCUGCCCCAGGAGAGCAACCUAAGUUCUUGGGAAUCCGGGAGCAGCGAGUGACGGGGUUAAUGAUAUUUGUUCUGAUGGGCAUGUCUGUGUUCAUGACCUCUGUUUUAAAGUUUAUUCCAAUGCCAGUUUUAUAUGGUGUCUUUCUUUACAUGGGAGUAUCUUCGCUAAGGGGCAUCCAGUUUUUUGACCGUAUAAAAUUGUUUGGAAUGCCUGCCAAACAUCAACCUGAUUUGAUCUACCUACGUUAUGUACCACUCUGGAAGGUUCAUGUCUUCACAGUUGUUCAGCUCACCUGUCUAGUUCUUUUGUGGGUGAUUAAAGCCUCUGCAGCUGCUGUUGUUUUCCCUAUGAUGGUUCUAGCAUUAGUGUUCAUUCGUAAGCUCAUGGACUUGUGUUUCACCAACCGAGAGCUUAGUUGGUUGGAUGACCUUAUGCCAGAAAGUAAGAAGAAAAAAGAAGAUGACAAAAAGAAAAGGGCAAAAGAGGAAGCAGAGCGAAUGCUUCAGACAGUAGACAGUGAAACUGUACGUCUUCCAUAUGAAGGAGGAAAUGUCUUGGAGAUUCCUGUAAAAGCCCUAAAAUACAGCAUUGAUCCCUCAGUUGUAAACAUAUCAGAUGAAAUGGCCAAAACUGCACAAUGGAAGGCUCUUUCCAUGAAUACAGAGAAUGCCAAAGUAACCAGAGCUAACCUGAGCCCUGAGAAACCAGAAAGUGUGAAAAUAAGCAUGGAAGAUUCAUCUGUAAUGAAGUAUGUGGAUGCUGAAACAUCAUUAUAGAAUGAAAUCAAGAGGAAUUAUGAAUGUGUGUUUGUAUAUGUAUAUAUCACUGUAGAAUAUCAUAUCAUUGAAUGAUGAUUUUCAUGUAUCUUUAAGAAGUAUCACGUUUGACUGCAGUUAUUAGCACUGUAGAUACUAUUGUGUAUAAUGAGAUGUUCAUACAAGUAAGAUGAGUGGUAAUCACUCCUCAUAUUUAUUUUAUUGAAAAUUUUAUUUUCUUUUUUUAAAUAGGAAGAUUGAGAUGAAUGCAUAUUCUUUUUGGUAAUCAAUAUGUGCAUAAAUAUCAAAUCAGCUUUUGCUGAUAAUUAUUGGUCCACAUGACUUAGUAUGUUGUAAUACCUCUCUAACUUCUUGUACUACAGAAUUGUGUUUUCACUGCAGCCAAUUUCAUUUGAUAUUAUUUGCGGGGAAAACAUAGAGUGUAUUAGUUUCCAUAGAACAAAUGUUACUGUGCCAUUACUGCAUUUUUAUUUUUAUCCACGAUAUGAUGAUCUUUCCGGACUCUAUCAUUCAUAUUUCAUGGGAUUGGUCUUUCAACCAUAAAUUGUUAUGUGAUGUAGUCCUUAAAAUAUAUAUGUUGUUCAAUGCCCCUUAAAAUUUAUUCUUCAAAUGCUAUUAUAUUACUCAAUAGCAAUACGGGUCCUCUUUAAAUGUAGUUUUAAUCUCAAAUCAGUAUUUGAUAUUUCUGGAAGCUCAAUGUUUAAGUAAUGUAAAAUGGAUCUCUAACAGAAAUAAGUCAGUAUGUAUUUGGUUUGGUUGAUAACUAUUUAUUAAUGCUCAUUACAUUGUAGUCCUGAACUCUUAGAGAGAUUCUCUUCUCUCUGUGCGUGCAUAACUUCUGUUGAGAUUAAUGAAAGACACACAUUCUGAGAGAGGAGAUUGGAGCCUUUUCAGCAUCUCUUGUCCUCCUCAGAAUGUAUUUUUUUCUUGAAUCAGGUUUAAUUCUUUUUUUGCUUUACAAAAUGUUUGACUAACUUAUCAGCAGUUGGUUAUAAUUCUGAAUUAGCUUUAUGACCAGUAUUUUAUGGAUAACAAAUUACUUUGGGUUUUGUGUUUACAGUUAUGAUCCUUUCCAUUGUAAAGGGUAUAUUUGGUAGCAUACUAACCUUGAUUUUAAAAAAAAUUGUUUUAGUUAUUUUAAUUGAUAUGAAUCUUAAUGAUGUAAAACAAAUUUGAGAGUUAAUAUUUGUAUAUUAAAGUAAAUUUGUUUUAUUGGGGCCCUUGGACUUUUAGAUAGUUCACUGAGAAUGAUGUGUUCCAAGUUAUUGUAUUAGCAUCUCUAACCCUUGCAAUGUUUAGUGUGAGCAUUUGAGGAAAUGUAAUUUUAUGUAAAGAUCAAGAUCUUGAUCACAUUCCUGUUGUUUUCACUAUUCAUGUUCUUUGCCUUAUUGUUGAGGUUUUUGUUUUAUUUUCUCAAAUGAUUUAUCUAAGUUUUGACCUGCCAACAUCAUUUGCUAUGCCCAUAAUUAUAUAUUUAAAUACAAACUAUAUAUAUUAAAAAUAGAAAGCGCUAUUUUCAUAAGGACUCUGCUUUGGCUUAACUUCAACAGAUUUAGCAGAGUUAAUAUGUUUUAUGUUUAAUUGUAUGCUUAAGAACUCAUUUAACUUCAAAGGGAGCAGAAUUAAGCCAAGGCAGUGUUUUUGAAAAUCACUCAAAAUGGAGUUGGGUGCUGUCGAGCUCUAAUUUGGGGGUAAGGAUAAUUUUACAAUAAAACUAAAAACCGUAAGUCGGUAUUGGUGGAAAUGAGUGUAAUUAACUUUUUAGUAUAAACUUUACAGUAAAAGGGGAUGGUAAUCUAUGUAAAGUUUAAUCAUGAUAUAGUAAAAUAGUGCUGCUGAAUUUAGGGUGAAAUCUAGAAAAAAAUAUUUUUAUAUAUAACCAACAAUACAAAGCAGUAUGAAUAAUGCUAUGCAAACUGACAUGACAAUAAUAGCUUAAGUCUCAGCAAAAUCAAAUAAGAUCAGCACUAUCAAUUUAACUAAUAUUUAGUCAGGUACAGUAUAUGCAUUCCUUCAUUCCUGGAUAUCGGCAUGGACUGUGUCUUAGCCUAAACAUAUAGGCUAUGUCUAUACUGGCGGGUUGUUGUGCCAGAAGUAUGCAAAUGAGGCUAAGUGUGGAAUAUCACCGAGCCUCA
This is a messenger RNA of Pelodiscus sinensis (Chinese soft-shelled turtle), 6733 nucleotides long. It is a transcript of the gene SLC4A7, whose product is annotated as solute carrier family 4 member 7. Gene Ontology annotation, biological process: monoatomic anion transport; bicarbonate transport; transmembrane transport. Gene Ontology annotation, cellular component: apical plasma membrane; plasma membrane; basolateral plasma membrane. NCBI's taxonomy places the organism in Eukaryota, Metazoa, Chordata, Testudines, Trionychidae. The record is from RefSeq and is a predicted model, not a curated record. Gene Ontology annotation, molecular function: sodium:bicarbonate symporter activity; monoatomic anion transmembrane transporter activity; solute:inorganic anion antiporter activity.